AGAAGCAAAACAUAUCAAUGUCUGACAUGGAGUUUCUCAUCUAUGUUUUCUCAUCAGUAGUACUGUUGUUGUCGGUACUAAUGUUUAUAUUUGUCUCGAAAAGCCUGGGGCAAAACCCUGAUCUGAAUCUUCCACCAGGUCAAUCCGGUUGGCCUUUCAUUGGCGAAACAAUCGGUUACUUGAAGCCAUACACAGCCACCACAAUAGGUCAAUUCAUGGAAGAACAUAUAUCCAGGUACGGAAAGAUCUUCAGGUCCAACUUGUUUGGAGAGAAGACAGUCGUGUCGGCCGAUCCUGGUCUAAACAAGUACAUAUUACAGAACGAAGGAAGGUUAUUCGAGUGCAGCUAUCCGAGCAGCAUAGGUGGGAUUCUUGGAAAAUGGUCGAUGUUAGUCCUUGUUGGGGACAUGCAUAGAGACAUGAGAAUGAUCUCUUUAAACUUCCUUAGUAAUCAUAGGCUUAGGACACUUGUCUUGCCUGAGGUUGAGAAACAAACCCUUUUCGUCCUCAAUUCUUGGAAACUCAAUUCCCACGUCUUUUCAGCUCAGCACGAGGCUAAAAGGUUUACGUUUAACUUGAUGGCGAAGAAUAUAAUGAGCUUGGAUCCAGAGAAUACACAGACUGAUGAACUGAAAAAAGAGUAUACCACUUUCAUGAAAGGAGUCAUAUCUCCUCCUUUAAACUUGCCUGGGACUGCUUAUAGCAAGGCCUUAAAGUCUCGAUCCAGGAUUCUUAAAUUUAUCGAGGAAAGAAUGGAGGAAAGGAAGAUUGAAACAACAAGAUUAGUAUUGAAUGGUGAGGAACAACAAGAAGAAGAUGUUGAUGAUCUAUUGUGGUGGGUCUUAAGGAAUUCAAAUCUAACAAAGGAACAAAUCCUAGACUUGGUCCUUAGCUUGCUUUUCGCCGGCCACGAGACAUCUUCGAUUUCCAUUUCCCUCGCCAUCUACUUCCUUAGCUCUUGUCCCGACUCUGUUCGUCGGUUGAGAGAAGAGCAUAGUGAGAUUGCAAGAGACAAGAAACAAACAGAGUUAAAUUGGGAUGACUACAAGAAAAUGGAGUUUACUCAAUGUGUAAUUAAUGAGACAUUAAGGUACGGUAACGUUGUAAGAUUCCUUCAUAGAAGGGCUAUAAAGGACAUCAAGUACAAAGGAUAUGACAUUCCACGUGGGUGGAAAGUUCUACCAGUGAUUGCAGCCGUGCAUUAUGAUCCAUCAGUUUUCGACAAUCCUCAUCAAUUCGAUCCAUCGAGAUGGCAGAGUAGGAGUAGAGAAGUGGCGUCGGUUAUGAACAACAACUUCAUGCCGUUUGGGGGAGGGGCUCGGCUUUGUGCGGGGUUAGAGCUGGCCAAAUUGGAAAUGGCCAUUUUCAUUCACCAUCUUGUUCUUAAUUUUCAUUGGGAGCUUGUUCAACCGGUAGACCAUCCUCUUGCUUACCCUUUCCUAGAUUUCCCCAAAGGUCUUCCAAUUAAAGUAUGGCCUUGCACCACUUUAUAA
This is a messenger RNA of Impatiens glandulifera, 1493 nucleotides long. Its product is annotated as cytochrome P450 90B1. The transcript is spliced from 8 exons. The coding region runs from base 18 to 1493 and encodes 491 amino acids. Gene Ontology annotation, molecular function: oxidoreductase activity, acting on paired donors, with incorporation or reduction of molecular oxygen; iron ion binding; monooxygenase activity. Gene Ontology annotation, biological process: sterol metabolic process. The record is from RefSeq and is a predicted model, not a curated record. Lineage: Eukaryota; Viridiplantae; Streptophyta; Magnoliopsida; Ericales; Balsaminaceae.